GCUGGCCAGCAAUGACCCCCUGGUCCAGAUUCAGCCCGACCAGCCCUAUGCAGAGCUCUGGAUGGGCACACACCCUCGGGGUGAUGCCAUCAUCCGGGACAACCGUAUCCCCCAGAAGACCUUGGGCCAGUGGAUCACCGACAACCCUGCCUGCCUGGGGGCGAAGGUGAAGGAUGCCUUCCAGGGUACCUUGCCCUUCCUCUUCAAGGUGCUCUCAAUCAACACUGCCCUCUCCAUCCAGGCACACCCCAACAAGGAGCUGGCAGCGAAGCUUCAUGCCCAGUUCCCAGAGCACUACCCUGAUGCCAACCACAAGCCUGAAAUGGCCAUCGCUCUCACCCCCUUCGAGGGCUUGUGUGGCUUUCGGCCGGUGGAGGAGAUCGUCUCCUUCCUCCAGAGCGUCCCUGAGCUGCGGGCGCUGAUCGGGGAGGUGGCAGCGGAGCAGCUGGAGCGCAGCGGCAGCGACGACCCCCGCGGCGUCUCGGCUGCCCUCCGCGUCUGCUUCACCCGCCUGAUGAAGAGCGAGAAGAAGUUCUUCGUGGACCAGCUGAACAUGCUGGUGAAGAGGAUCACUCAGGAAGCGGCAGAAGGGAAGGACAUCUCGGGGAGCAAUGGGGACCUGCUGCUGCGGCUGCACUCCCAGUACCCAGGGGACAUCGGCUGCUUCACCAUUUAUUUCCUCAACCUGGUGAGGCUGGAGCCAGGGGAGGCCAUGUUUCUGGGAGCCAAUGAGCCUCAUGCCUACCUGCACGGAGACUGUGUGGAGUGCAUGGCUUGCUCAGAUAACACGGUGCGCGCCGGGCUCACCCCCAAGUUCAUCGAUGUCCUCACCUUGUGUGAGAUGCUCAACUACACACCAGCACCCAGCAGCUCCAAGAUCUUCCCAGCUGUUCAGAGCCAGCUUGACCCCAGUGUCUACCUCUUUGACCCACCUGUGCCAGACUUUGCCAUCAUGAAGAUAGAGAUCCCUGCCUCCAUCAAGCUGUACCUCGUCUCCGCCGUGGACUCUGCCAGCAUCUUGCUGGUGAUCCAAGGGACAGCUGUGGGCACCUCCACGGCGGCAGCCUCCGAAAUGACCCUGCGCCGUGGCUCCGUGCUCUUCAUCUCCGCCAACGAGAGCAUCUCCCUCCACCUCUCCUCACCUGAUGGAAUGCUGCUCUUCCGAGCCUGCUGCCUCCUCUGA
Messenger RNA from Indicator indicator, 1183 nucleotides. RefSeq names its product mannose phosphate isomerase (gene MPI). NCBI's taxonomy places the organism in Eukaryota, Metazoa, Chordata, Aves, Piciformes, Indicatoridae. Bases 62 to 1183 code for a protein of 373 amino acids. Gene Ontology annotation, molecular function: zinc ion binding; mannose-6-phosphate isomerase activity. The record is from RefSeq and is a predicted model, not a curated record. Gene Ontology annotation, cellular component: cytosol. Gene Ontology annotation, biological process: GDP-mannose biosynthetic process; carbohydrate metabolic process. The transcript is spliced from 7 exons.